GAACCGUUCAUGCCUCGUGUUAUCUAUGAGAUUCCAUUACCGAAAUCUGGCCCUGUGCUAAUUCAUAGGCUGCAGGAAGAUCGAAGAUAACGAUUCUAAACAAAGACGCACGUCCUUCCGUCAUCUGCACUUCCAAGGGCUGUGCACUUACCGCUUCUUCGUGAUUCUCAGCUCGUAGCAAUUGCGCAUCACGACGAACCGUGCGCGAUUUUGAGUCAAGUGAGGCUUUUAAUCAAUAUACAUCCUACCUCAACAUGGCUACGCAUCACGCCCGCCACCCAUCGCAUCACUCUAAAAAGGCGCAUUCAACCUACGCAAGGACUUCAAGGCCUGCCCCUUCAUCGAAACGUUCAGGUUCCCACGGAAGGAAAGCCAAUUCGCACGCCGUUCAGCACCGGGAAGUGGUUGAAGACGAAGACGAGGAUCCGAUGGCUGUGAGCUUCCUGAACUACUGUACUGUCUGCGAAAAGCAAAUCAUCGUUCCAAGUAACUCGGUGUUGUACUGCUCGGAGAGCUGCAAGAAGAAGGACGCUGAGAAGUGCUUGGCAUAUUACGACUACUCACCACCAACCACACCCUUCGCCAACUUCACAUUUGACGACCUCCACUUCCCUGACAUCAUCCCGCAACGCUCGCCUACCCAGUCCCACUCCAAGCGCAACUCGUAUGCCUCUUCAGAAGGCUCAGUAGAUGAUGACUACCACCGCUCGGACUCUGAUGCCUCCAACUACCUUCGCCAAUUUCAGAACAUAUCCAAUGGCAAUGACACUGUCCGACCAAUCCGUCCCCGUUAUGAGCGCGCAUCAACCUCCUCGGCCAACUUUAGUGCAGCACCUUCCCUGUCGCAUACCCCUGCGUCGUCGUAUAGCUUCUCACUCCCGUACACACCAUACACCCAACCCUCCAACAACCGACCACUACCACGCAGGACCCACGGCUCAUCGUACGCAUCAAAAUCCAUCGACCUCGUCAUGCCCAUGACCGGCCCUUCAAGUCCCAAGCAGUAUUGGCACAAGGCGCCGCCCGUCUCUAGGACGUCCAUGAGUACCAUCGAAGGCGAAAUCAUGUAUGCGAAAUCGCCGGUCCCAUCAUUGUCGCCUGCCAACGGGAGUCUCGGCCGGUUACUUGGAUCGACGCCUCGACAGUAGAGCAUUACUUCUCUUCACGACACCAACUUUACACAUACAAUUUUUAAUGCAUUGCCCUGAGGGACUGCUAUGCAGGCGUAGCUUGGCAAGACAUAGUUUUUUUUUAAACAAAAGUUAUUCAUUGAAGCAUACUAUGCGCAUCGCGCCAGUGCGGACGACGGCAUGGUACAGAAAUUAGAUAGUCACAACGAUACCAAUUCAACGAGCACUCAAUGUGCUCCAUCCCAAU
This is a messenger RNA of Macroventuria anomochaeta, 1377 nucleotides long. RefSeq lists its product as uncharacterized. The record is from RefSeq and is a predicted model, not a curated record. NCBI's taxonomy places the organism in Eukaryota, Fungi, Ascomycota, Dothideomycetes, Pleosporales, Didymellaceae. The transcript has 3 exons. Bases 255 to 1148 code for a protein of 297 amino acids.